Messenger RNA from Vigna umbellata (rice bean), 1401 nucleotides. Its product is annotated as VQ motif-containing protein. The record is from RefSeq and is a predicted model, not a curated record. NCBI's taxonomy places the organism in Eukaryota, Viridiplantae, Streptophyta, Magnoliopsida, Fabales, Fabaceae.
AUAUAGUGUGGUGUGUCCCUACUUGGCUUCUGCGAUAAGAGGAAGUGUAGCAGCACCACACAAAGAAACCCACCAACACAGUUCUGCUCAAAACACAAAAACAAAACACAGUGAGAGAGAGAGAGAGAGUGAGAGAGUGAGAGAGUGUGAGAGUGUGAGAGAGAGUGUUUUUGUAAUGGAUAAAAGCUGUCAUCCCUCUGCAGAGUCUACUAAUACUAGUAUAACCACAACCUCUGCUACCAACACCGCCACCAACACCAACACCAGGGAUCAAUAUCUCAGGCACCUCAACAAGCUUUCCCAAAAGAUCUCCAAACCCAUCAUUAAAAAACCCACCUUUGAUCAUCCUCACCCUCAGCCACCGCCACAGCCCCAGCCUCAGCCUCAGGCCCAACCUCAAAACCCAAACCCAAACCCGCAGGCCCAGCAGAACUUGCAGCAUCAGCCACCUGUGUACAACAUCAACAAGAACGAAUUCAGGGAUGUGGUUCAGAGACUCACCGGCUCGCCUGCGCACGACCGCAUCUCAACGCCUCCUCCCAUUCAACAGCCCAAGCCUCCCAGCUCGCGCCUCCAGCGGAUUCGCCCUCCUCCCUUGCCGCAGAUUACCAACCGCCCGCCUCCGCUCCUCAAUCCCAACACCCUCCCCCGCCCUCAACUCCCCAACGUCAACUCUAACUCCGUCUCCUUCAACAACUUUUCCGUCUUCGCCAGACCCCCCGCGCCGUUAUCUCCUCUCCCGCCCUUCCCCACAGUCCACGCGCCCGCUGAGUCCCCCAUCUCCGCCUACAUGCGCGAUCUGCAGAAUCUCGUCGGUUCAAACCCCAAACACUUCUCUGGCUUCUCCCCCGUGCCGCCCCAGCUUCACCCUCAGCAAGAACAACAGCAACAGCAGCAGCAGCAGCAGCAAUCGCAGCACCAAGCCAUGGUUCCUUUGCAAGCUUCGUUUCCGAUGCCGUCUUCUCCUGUGCCGUUUGGGUGCUUGAAUUCCCAGCUGGCGUCUUACCCUCUGCUUUCGCCGGGGCUUCUGUUUUCUCCAACUUCGGGACAGUUGGCGUUUCCGCCGCUUCCGCUUUCACCCACCGUGCCGGUUCCGAGCCCUCGAUGGAGAGGGCUUUGAGAGGGUGAGGUAUAUUUGGUUACAGCCAUGUUGAGUUAGCUCAGCUUUUAGGAUUUUUUGUGGGUGGAUGUCGUGUUACCUGUACAUGGUGCUGGUGCUAGAGGGUGGGAAUGGGGAUUUAUUCAAUUCGUGGUUGUUGGACUUUAACUGGUCCGCUGCUGCUUAGUUUAUUCUGUAAAUGGGAUAUCAAAGACAUCAAAAAGGGACAAUUUUGCAUUGGUGUUUUGGGGAUGCAAAAGCAAAUUAGAUGUUAUACAAUUAUAGUUGGAUUAUUAGUAUUA